UCGCUGGGAGUGUAUGGACAGAAGUUGAACUUUAAUCGCGCAAGUCUGCAUAGGCUGUAGAUCGUUUAAUGCUUUUAAUCCUUAUAUAUUCAUAACCUCUGUUUUUGUGGACUGGAACUUAUUUUAAAGUUAUUUUCAACUGUUAGAUCAACGGAUUUCCUUCAUAUUUCAAAGAAUGGAGAGGUUUCGUCUUGCUCCCUGCAUUGUUCUGCGGCGGACAGUAAUGUGGAGUACAUAAAGCCUUAGUAUUUUCAGACGCACUCUUCAGUUGCAAACUAUAUUUUUGGAUAUAACUUGUGCGUGGAUUUUUUUGUCUAUUUUUUUCUCAAAAUGGAUAUUACGAUAUCUGAGUUGAUGUCUAACUUUAUGGAUUCGCCGCUUGUGGUUUGGGUCAAGACAUUUGGACCCCUUGGGUCUGGUUCAGAAGACAAGCUGUCCAUGUUCAUGGAUUUAGUGGAUGGUGUCUUCCUCCAUAAAAUCAUGACACACAUAGACCCAAGCCCCAUGAAUCAGCGAGUGAACAAACAUGUGAAUAACGAUGUCAACCUGAGAAUACAGAACCUCAGCACUGUCAUUCGACACAUCAAAAAUUACUACCAGGAGCAUCUUCAGCAACUCAUCCUCAUGAAUCUGCCCAAUGUGCUGGCCAUUGCCAAAGACCCACUAUCAGGUAAAAGCAUGGAGGAGGUACAGAGACUGCUGCUGCUGAUUCUGGGCUGUGCUGUUCAGUGUGAACGUAAAGAAGAAAUCAUCGAGAAGAUUAAGCUGCUCGACAUUGAGACACAGGCCGCCAUAGUGACCCAUAUUCAAGAAGUUACCCACAACCAGGAGAACGUUCUGGACUUGCAGUGGCUGGAAGUGGGGGAGAUGCCUGCUGAGCAGUUGGACCCGCUGUCUCACACUAUGGCCUUUCACCUGCGCAAACUCAUAGAUGAGCGAGAUGAGUCUUCUCAGUUGAUCUUAGAGCUAAUCCAGGAGAGGGACUACUUCCAAUCCCAGCAGACUUCUAGUCUCUUGGGCUUCCCCAGUUCUGAGCACACAUCCCUAUCACCCGUCACCCUGUUGUCCAAAGAAGAUCGGCAGCAUUUAGCAGUGGACCUGGCUGACACAAAAGCCAAACUGCGUCGCUCCCGCCAAGAGCUAGAGGAGAAGACCGAACAGUUAAUUGAUGCCAAGAAUGAGAUUGGGCGGCUGGACGCAGAGAUUCAGAAGCUCAAGCAGGAGAAUAUGCAGUUGUUGGCAGAGGCACGUUCGGUGCGGGCAUACCGUGAUGAGUUGGACUCAUUGAGGGAGCGUGCUGGAAAAGUUGAUCGGCUAGAAACAGAACUAGCUCGCUGCAAAGAACGGCUCAAUGACGUCCACUUCUACAAGACCCGUGUAGAGGAAAUGAGAGAGGACAAUAUGACCCUGCUGGAGACAAAGUCCAUGCUGGAGGAGCAGCUUACUGCAGCCAGGGGGCGCUGUGACAAACUACAUGAGCUGGAGAAAGAGAACCUCCAACUGCGCUCCAAAUUGCAUGAUAUGGAAAUUGACAGGGAUAGUGAUAAGAAGCGUCUGGAGGAGUUGCUGGAGGAAAACAUGUUGCUGGAGAUCUCUCAGAAACAGAGCAUGAAUGAGUCUGCUCACCUGGGCUGGGAGCUGGAACAGCUGGCUAAAAACAGUGAGGUCAAUGAAGCCCGCAAGUCUUUUGUGUUUGAGCUGAAUGAGUCAGCAUCCAGUCGUCUGUUAAAGCUGGAGAAGGAGAAUCAGUGUCUUCAGAGCACCAUCCAGGAGCUGAGAGAGGCCUCCGUCAACAUGGAGGAGGGUCAACUACAUUCACUGGAGCUGGAGAGAGAGAACCAGAGCCUCAGCAAGAAGUUGGAGCAUCUGCAGUCCCAGCUGGACCAGGAGAAACAGACAACUCAGGACAUGGAGAGCCUCAGAGAAGAGCUGCUAAAGGAGAAAAAGAGGCUGGAGAAAUCUCUGGAGACACUGCAGGAAGAUAAAGACAGACAGAUCUCAGAACUGGAGCAGGAGAAGGAGCAUCUGACCCAGGCGGUGAGCUCACUUCGGAAGCGUGCUCAGGUGAACAGCGAGGCUCGUGUGAGGGAGGUGGAGACAGAAAACCGUGUCCUCCACCAAACCAUUUCUGAAACAGGUGGUAAACUGGCUCGCAUGGAGGCCGAGAAACGACAUGCCACUAAGGAGCUAGAGUCUCUCCGGGAACGAGGAGAACGCUGUGAGGAACUGGAGAGGGAGGUAGCUUGCCUGGAACGAGUCCGCGAGCAGAUGCAGCGAGAAGCCACCUCCCUGAAGAUCAGCAGUGAGCGUGCCGAGGCCCUGGAGCGCGAGAACGCAACUCUAGAGCAAGACAACCGCCGGUUGAAGAAGCUCGCUGACACGGCCCAGAAUGUCAGCAUGCGGCUGGCUGUUUUGGAGAAGGACCACCAGCAACUUGAGAAGGAGAACUUGGAGCAGCGGCGUACACUGGAGACCCUGCGACCAGCCACUGCUCGCCUGGCUCAACUGCAGCAGGAACAUGCAGAGCUAGAGCGGGAACAUGAGGAGAUGAUCCGCACCCUAGAGGAGCUCCGUUCCCAGGCCAAGAGGAGCGAAAGACUGGAGAUGAACUGUAGCAGCCUGAGCCAGGAGAACCAACGGCUCCAGCAGACCCUGGACAACAGUGCCACCAAGAUCCAGGGGCUAGAGGGUGAGCUGAGGCACAACAAGGCUGAAAUGAAGGAUCUGCAAUGGGAGCUGGAAGGUCUGACCCAGGCAGUGACACGGGCAGAGGUUGUGGAGAAAGAGAAGCGAGGAAUGGAGCGGGAACUGGGCCAGGUGGAGAAGGAGAGGAAGCAAUUGGAGAAGGAGUCGCAUAGGUUGAGACAGCAGUUGGAGGUGAAGGAGGCAGCACAUGAGGAGAGCUGCCUCAGACUGGCCAGCAUGGAGAAAGAGAGUACAGCUCUCAAUAAAGAGCUAAGCCGACUCAAAGAGGCCACAGAGAGACUCAAAGAACUAGAGAGAGAGAACAAAGACCUACAGAAACAGGCCACCAUGGAUAAGAAGACUCUGGCUACGCUGAGGGAGGAUCUGGUGAAUGAGAAGUUGAGGGUGCAGCAGCAGUGUAAUGAACUGGAAAAGCUGAGCCAUGAGCUGGAGAAGAUUGGCUUGAAUCGAGAGAAACUCCUACAGGAAGAGCACAGUUGUGAAGACAAUAAAUAUAAAAUCCUGGAGACAAAAAUUGAGUCGGCACUGAAGAAGACUCUGGAGUUGAGAGAAGAGAAGAUUCUGAGUCUCGAGUCUCGCCUGGAGGAGAGCUCCAGCUUAAACCAGCAACUUCGCACUGAACUCACCACUGUAAAGAAGAACCUAGAGGCCCUAAAGCAAAGGCAAGAGGAAGAGGCGGUGCACUCUGAGAUCUCCCAGCAGACUUUGGGACAGGUCAGACAGAGCACAGACAAAGUGAUGUGGGAGACGGAGCAUAGGGAGGCUACAGCUGAGCUCCUCAAGCUGAAAGACAGACUAAUCGAUGUUGAAAAGAAUAAUGUUGCCCUGCAAACUGAGAAGCAUCUUCUGAAGGAGCAGCUGAAGCAGCUGGAUUCUCAGAAUGCACAGCUCAAUGCUCAAACACUUGCACUGCAGAAACAGGCAGCAUCCUUACAAGAGUACACAACCUCACUUCACAAAGAAACUGCUAAACUACAGGUGGAAAACUCAACACUAAGCUCCCAGAGUUCAUCUCUCAUGGCUCAGUAUGGAGCUUUACAGGCCCAGCUGCAAACAAUGGAAUCAGAGGCCGAGACUCUCCAGAAACAGCGCGAAGAGGCGUGUGCGGCCCGCGACCGCGUUGCACAGGACCACGAUCGCCUGCUCAGCGUGCACGAAAGACAGGCAACCGAGUAUGAGCAGCUCAUCGCUCAGCACACAGCUCUGAAGAGCAGCCAGAGAGCCCUGGAGGAGGAGCACCGUGCACUUGAGAGCAAGUAUAUGGUUCUCCUGAAGCAGAAGGAGGCUAUGGAGGCAGUCGAGGCAUCUCUGCACAGAGAGAGGGAGAGACUGGGAGAAGAAAUUCAAAAAAACACUCUUAUCCUGGGGGAGAACAGCAGUUUAAGGGAAAAGAUAGAAAGACUGUCGCAGACGCACACACAUUUGAGACAGGAGUAUGACAGCCUGCAGCUGCAGACUAAAGAACUGAAGACAUCUCUGAACGAAUCUCAGCUGGAACUGAACCGUUGGCAGGCGCGAUAUGACCAGCUGAAAGAGCAGCAUCAGGGCCUGGACAUCUCCAUGACCAAACUAGACAACCACUGUGAGCUGCUAACCCGUCUAAAAGGAAACUUGGAGGAAGAAAACCACCAUCUUCUCAGUCAGAUCCAGAUGCUCGGCCAGCAAAACCAGACACUGUUGGAGAGAACCAUGGAGAGCAAAGAACUCUACCAUGAAGAACAGAAACAGUACAUUGAUAAGCUGAAUUCGUUGAGACGACAGAAGGAGAAAUUAGAGGAGAAGAUCAUGGACCAAUACAAGUUUUAUGACCCGACUCCUAAAAAGAGCCGGCAGUGGGUCGGAGCUAAAGCAAUAGCAAAACUAAUCAAGCCUAAGAAAGAAAAUUCUCGGGAGCGAGUGGAUGGUCCACGUGAGAGGAUCCGGAGUGCCCCUGACAUCCCCCUUCCAGAAAUCCCUACAGCCAUAGGCAGCCCUGAGAGUGCCCCAACUCCUCCACCACCACUGCUCCCCCCUAGACAGACACGCCUCACUCUGGACUCCAUGAACAAUGAGGAGAACCACAUACAGUCUCCCACACUCUCACCUGCCCAAAAUGGCCGAGUGUUGAAUGACAGUGGAGGGUCCAGAGGAAGAGAGGGCUAUCGCUCAAUAGGGGGCGGUAGUGAGAGCAUGAAUGGGCAGGAGGAGCUGUUCCGGUGGAGGGGCCGAGAGCCAGGAGCCACCUGUUCAACUCCACUGAGCCGCAACUCUCACAACGCAUCAGGUUUCUCGUCGUCUUCCAGCUUGCGGCCUGGGCGCAGACCAAAGGGUUUAGUCUCAGAGGAGGACUUGCGCCAUCAUUCCCCAGAUGCUGGCUUUGGCAGUGGUGUCCAUGGAAACACAGGCCACCGGCCCAGCUCUGCUGAAUUCAGCCGCAACACUUCCAGCAGCAAUUCCCAUGUCAGCUCUAAGGGUUCUCUGGACUGUCUGCAGGGACGGUCUGCCAGUCUAUCAAGCGAUGAUGUCGUUGGACUAGGUCACGAAGGCUCACGCCUCAGUCAGUUAUCUCUUAUUCCUCGUAGCUCCACCCUGCCUUGUGACACCACAUCUGCUCAACGCUCUUCCCAGUGCCCCAUUUCACUGCAGCCGUCCUCCCCUGGCAGCGAGAUGGUUACCCUGGAGCAGUUCCUGCAGGAGAGCAAUGCCCUGUCCCCACCCACUGUCCAGACAGGAAGUCGAGAGGAUCUCAUGACUGACUAUUUAACCAAAUCUGCCCGGCCUGCACCUAUGAGAGAUGGUGCUAAAACCCCCACCAAUUAUGUCGCGCCGACCAUCAAGACUACGCCGCCUGAACUGGAAGGUCGGACCCCCAAACCUGGACACAGCGUCAAACCAAGUGUUCGGCUUAUGGAGACUUCCACACCCCCUUCUCAGUCACAAACCCUUCCAAACAGAGGAGCCGGAUCGCGGCCCUCACCUUUGCACCAGUCUAGUCCUCGUGGGGGGGUGGGUGGCAGCACCAGCUUGAAUCGCACUUUCAGCCUGGCCUCCGCAGACCUCCUCCGCUCUAAUGGGCCAGACAGCUACUGUGCUGAGGCUAGUUCUCCUAAUCCGAUCGAUGUGGUGGUUAGGUCUGGUGCAAUCGCCAGGGAAAGACCUUUGUCUGCUAGGCUGCCUGGAUCGUUACCUUUUCCUGCAGACCCAGGGCACCUGUCAGUGGACCCCCGCCGCCUAUCUCUCGCUCCUUCUCGAAACGAGUUGUCCCUGACCAGCCCUCCCCCACUGCACUCUUCUUCCAUGUCCUUGCAAGCUGAACGGGAUUACGUAGGGAGCAGUAGCCGAGCCACUGCGGUCCGCUCUAGGCCUGCUCAAACCCGGUCAGCCCCCCAUCGUGGCGAGGUGGCCAUGGUUACUCCAGUACGAGCUGUAUCUGCAUUGAGGCUGAAGGAUUUGGAAGAGGAACCUCGAGAGCUACGGGAGACAGAGUCACCUCUACUGAAGAAAGCUGACACUGCGAAUUUGAGCCACAGCAUCAAGGAGCAACCCACCAGCAAACCUGCUUCUCCAGACCCCAACAAUGACCCUCAGACUGUGUGGUAUGAGUACGGCUGUGUGUAGAACCUCUAACUUGGUGAAGAAUCACUUGACAAAUAAAAUGCACUGUAAAAAGCCCCAGGCAGCUUCCUUUAUGUCAGGAAACUGUUCAUUCCAUUUCUUUCUCUAUUUCUUCUUAUGCCUCAAUGGCACCAGGUGCGUUUGCAGGUCUUGCACACGUACACCUUGAUCUGAAAAGGAAUGUAUGGGGCACUUGAAUGUAUUCCCUUUUUUCCCUUCCAACUUACUUGAACACCAUUGAUUGCUGCAGCUCUCCGCAGGUCCAUGGCAGGCCAGUCCGCAUUCUAUUCUGAAUGUGAAAAACAAACAUAUGGCUGUGUGCUAGGAGCCACUCCCAGCAUAAUUACUGAGUAGCGACUGCAUCCAUCUUUAGGAGGUGCAGGACAGUUGUCCUUACCGAGAGACUGUCUCACUGGGACCCAUUACUGGAAACGGGCUCUCUCGCUCAUUUCCUGCUGACAUACAAAGAGAUCUGCUUUUUUCUGCUUCUGUGGGUGACCAUCUAUUUGUUAAGGGAACUAGGUUUGGCUCAGGAUUUGGUCAGAAGCAUGCAAAAGGACAAAACGAGACCAGAGAGAAACAGGAGGAGACUGUUGGAAUUAAAGGGACUAAAAAGCACAGAGUAGACAUUCUGCCUACCUUCUAAUUAAACCUGAUAUAAUAAAAAAAAAAAAAAAAAAAAAAAAAAGAAA
Messenger RNA from Myxocyprinus asiaticus (Chinese sucker), 6992 nucleotides. It is a transcript of the gene ccdc88c, whose product is annotated as coiled-coil domain containing 88C. Gene Ontology annotation, molecular function: microtubule binding; dynein light intermediate chain binding. The record is from RefSeq and is a predicted model, not a curated record. NCBI's taxonomy places the organism in Eukaryota, Metazoa, Chordata, Actinopteri, Cypriniformes, Catostomidae. Gene Ontology annotation, cellular component: cytoplasm; centrosome. Gene Ontology annotation, biological process: cytoskeleton-dependent intracellular transport; cytoplasmic microtubule organization. The transcript is spliced from 30 exons. The coding region runs from base 331 to 6303 and encodes 1990 amino acids.